This is a messenger RNA of Thalassophryne amazonica, 2376 nucleotides long. Its product is annotated as myotubularin-related protein 7-like. Gene Ontology annotation, molecular function: phosphatase activity. The coding region runs from base 245 to 2224 and encodes 659 amino acids. The record is from RefSeq and is a predicted model, not a curated record. The transcript has 14 exons. NCBI's taxonomy places the organism in Eukaryota, Metazoa, Chordata, Actinopteri, Batrachoidiformes, Batrachoididae. Gene Ontology annotation, biological process: dephosphorylation.
AGAGAGAGAGAGAGAGAGAGAGAGAGAGAGAGAGAGAGAGAGAGAGAGUACCAGUGCUGUUCACUUUAUGGGACUCAAAUAAUGGAAUACGUUCCAGCACCAAGUUGGAAGAGCCACGGAGAAUACAGAUAUUUAGCAGACGUGCAGGCGAAAGAGGGAAUAUAAACACCAGCGGAUAGAUAAAUAAAUAAAAUAAAUACGUCGGGUUAUUCUUUCUCCAUCUCCUCCAUUUUGGUCGUCAGUGAUGGAGCACAUCCGGACGCCCAAGGUGGAAAAUGUGCGUCUCUUGGAUCGCUCAUCAGGACAACGAAAGCCCAGUAUUGGCACUCUCUAUCUUUCUGCUACCCAUACCAUCUUUGUAGAGAAUAACCCUGAGACGUGCAAGGAGACCUGGGUGUUACACAGCAUGGUGAGCAGUGUGGAGAGGCCACCACCCACCCCCGCUGGCAGUCAGCUGAUCUUGCGGUGUAAGGACUUCCGUAUUUUCCAGCUCCUCUUGCCACAGGAACGAGACUGCAUGGACUUCCACACCUCAUUGGUCAGACUGUCACGACCAGAGAAGUACAGUGAGCUCUACUGUCUGUCCUUCAAUCCCAAUGUGAACAAAGAGGAGCGAGAGGAAUCGUGGAAAUUCAUCGACCUCAUGGGUGACUACAGGAGGAUGGGAGUUCCAAAUAAUCUGUGGGUCACUACAGCGGCCAACAGCGAGUACAGGGUGUGCGACACGUACCCAUCAGAGCUGUAUGUUCCGAAGUCGGCCACGCCUGCCACCAUUGUGGGCAGCUCAAGGUUCAGGAGUCGAGGGCGAUUUCCUGCCUUGUCUUACUUCCACCAGGACACUCUGGCGGCGCUAUGCCGAUGUAGUCAACCGCUAUCCGGCUUUAGUGGACGCUGUCCGGAAGAUGAGAUGAUGCUUCAGGCUGUGAUGAAGUCCAACCCUGGGAGCGACUACAUUUACGUAGUGGACACCAGACCCAAGUUGAACGCCAUGGCAAAUCGAGCUGCGGGUAAAGGCUAUGAGAAUGAAGAUCACUACACCAACAUUAAGCUGCACUUCAUCGGAAUCGAAAACAUUCAUGUCAUGAGGAGCAGCCAACAGAAGAUCAUAGACAUGGGUGAGAUGCGAGCUCCAUCCAUGACAGACUUCCUGUGGGGUCUGGAGAACUCUGGGUGGCUGAAACACAUUAAAGCUGUUCUGGAUGCUGGAGUCUUCAUAGCCAGGGCAAUGGCUGAUGAAGGCGUCAGCGUGUUGGUUCACUGUUCGGAUGGUUGGGACAGGACGGCCCAGGCUUGCUCUGUAGCAAGUAUCCUGCUUGACCCAUAUUACAGAACCAUCAAAGGCCUCAUGGUAUUGAUAGAGAGGGACUGGGUUUCGUUUGGACACAAGUUCUCCCACAGGUACGCCCACUUGGACGGUGACCCCAAAGAGGUGUCUCCGGUCAUCGAUCAGUUCCUGGAGUGUGUCUGGCAACUGACUGAACAGUUCCCUUGUGCCUUUGAAUUCAACGAACGCUUCCUCAUCAGCAUACACACACACGUCUACUCGUGCCAGUACGGGACCUUCCUGGGUAACUGCCAAAAGGAACGCAGAGAUAUGAGGCUUCAUGAGCGGAGUCACUCGGUGUGGCCUCAGCAGUGGAAGGACAGAGAUGAGUUCACCAACCCUCUGUAUAAAGCGGACCUGAGCCAGAGCCAAGGUGUACUGAGGCCCAAUACCACCCCCUACUGCUUCAAAAUGUGGAAAGGUCUCUAUAACCACGUGGAGAAGUCCACACCGCCUCGUCAGUCACCUGCCGACUUCCUGUCUGCCGUGAAGGAGGAGACUCAUCAGCUGGAGGAGGAGCUGACCAAUCACCAGGAGAGGAUAGCAGCCUUGACGGGGCAGCCAAUCACGUGGGAGAAGAUCAAGCUUCCCAGGAAGACACCUAACCACAUAGGGCAGAGAUACUGUGGGCCGGACCCACCUACUGCUUACACAAAUCCAGUCACCAGCGCUGCACAAGACUGUGAUCUCUCACUCUACUCCGAUCCAGCCAAUCAGAAAGCCCCUGCUCUGACCCUGCCUUUAGGACCACCUGUCCCGUUCAAGAGCCAUGACCCCGACGACCUCUCCACCUGCAGUGACCGGGAGUCAGGCGUGGCCGACCUCAGCAGUCGCUCAUCUGUGGGCGGGGACGACAACAAGUAUCCCGAUUCGGACGAGGCUGCUUUCGUCACUGCCUGAGCCUGAGAUCAGAUUUCCAAAAAUAUUUAUUCAGUCAGAAACCUGGAAUUAUCAAGCAGACUACGUGGAAAGAUGAAGAUUGCAGUGGCUUCCAUAACGUAAAGUGACAGAUGUCUUAGGUUGGUUCGCCUCCUUGGGUACUCGAGGGAGGC